AUGUAUUGCUAUCGUGUGUGUGCAGUUGUGUGGAUUAUUUUCGGUAUAUAUACGAUUAUAACGCGAACCUUUCGACAUGGCAUCGUGAAAGAAAUACUUACGUUUCUGCCACUUAAUGGGGACGGAGAGACUUACGAUGCAUGGGUAUCACCUAUGCAUUUAACUUUUGCCUGUUAUUUGUUCAAUGUUACGAAUCCCGAUGAAGUAAUGCGAGGAAGUUAUCCAAAUUUGGCCGAAGUUGGUCCAAUCACAUACGAUGAAAUAUACGAGAAGCAAGUGAUGAGCGUGGACGAAGAGAGCGAUGAAAUUACAUAUAUAACAAGAUCAACGUACACUUUUAACAAGUAUUUAAGUCUGAACAUAACUAAGCGAAACAAAAUUAACAUAUUAAAUCCUGCAUACAUUGGUACCAUUUCCAUGCUAUCUAGUUUACCUCCCGACAUCAUGAAGAGAUAUGGUAAUGACAUACCGAAAUUAUUUCCAAACAGAAGUAGCAUAUUUCUAAAAGCCAGUCCUAUGGAAAUUCUUUUCGACGGAGUUAAAGUUUCGUGCAACUUAAAAAAAUUCCCUGAGUUGGAUAUGGUAUGCAAAACGUUGAUAAGUAAUCCUCCACCUGUCUUGAGGGAAACCGACAGAGAGGGCAUAUAUCUUCUCAGUAUUUUCCAGAGGAUGAAUUAUACUUUUCGUGGACCAUUUUCUGUCAAUAGGGGUCUGAAAGAUAUAACUAGAUUAGGUGACAUAACGUCAUACAAAGGGAAAAGGGUACAAACAUUGUGGAGCUCUGAUAGUUGUAAUACAGUAAGAGGCACUGACACCAUCACUUGGGCGCCAUUGGUAGAACCUCUUCCUUUUGUUUCAACAUUCGUGCCAGAGUUAUGCAGGACAGUAGAAGCAGAUUACGAGGACGAAGUCUCGAUACACGGUUUAACCGGAUCGCGAUUCGUGAUGAAGGAGAGGACAUGGCUGAAGAACGAAACCGAGUGUUACUGCGUGGAGGUGAACCAUGUUCCACAGUGUCUGCCACAAGGUUUAAUCGACGUCACGGAGUGUCAGGGCGUACCGGUGAUCUUGUCAGAACCGCACUUCCUACAUGGAGACCCGCAGCUGCUCACCUAUGCACAGGGCUUAAGUCCCGAUGAGAGCGUACAUGGGACUUACAUCGUGAUCGAACCGUACACUGGGACACCUCUCUCUGGGGAGAAGAAGACACAAUUGAACCUGGAGCUGAAGAAGCAGCCAGUGAAGUUGCUGUCGAAUGUCAGCGAAGGGUUCUUUCCCCUUAUGUGGUGCGGAAAUGUGAGCUCUUUUCUGAAAAUUAUUUAUCAAUUUUGCUUUGGCCUCUUUCAGACAGUAGAAGCAGAUUACGAGGACGAAGUCUCGAUACACGGUUUAACCGGAUCGCGAUUCGUGAUGAAGGAGAGGACAUGGCUGAAGAACGAAACCGAGUGUUACUGCGUGGAGGUGAACCAUGUUCCACAGUGUCUGCCACAAGGUUUAAUCGACGUCACGGAGUGUCAGGGCGUACCGGUGAUCUUGUCAGAACCGCACUUCCUACAUGGAGACCCGCAGCUGCUCACCUAUGCACAGGGCUUAAGUCCCGAUGAGAGCGUACAUGGGACUUACAUCGUGAUCGAACCGUACACUGGGACACCUCUCUCUGGGGAGAAGAAGACACAAUUGAACCUGGAGCUGAAGAAGCAGCCAGUGAAGUUGCUGUCGAAUGUCAGCGAAGGGUUCUUUCCCCUUAUGUGGUGCGGAAAUGGUAACACGCCAUCGUUGUCUAUAAUAGGGUUAACCUAUCAAGUACAUCGUUUGAUACAGGUUAUAAGUUACUUGGAUAUAGUUCCCCUGAUGAUCGGAAUUCACAUGGCUCUGAUGACUACGCUUUAUUGUAAUUGCACGAGACGCAAAGUACAACCUACAGUUUCGAUCGCAGAUUCGUUGUUAAUAUCGUCGAAUUCACAGUCGAAUAAUAGCACACAUAGACCUAGACGACAAGCCGUACAGGCAUUCGAGCAAUUUUAA
This is a messenger RNA of Eufriesea mexicana, 2025 nucleotides long. Its product is annotated as sensory neuron membrane protein 2. Bases 1 to 2025 code for a protein of 674 amino acids. The record is from RefSeq and is a predicted model, not a curated record. Gene Ontology annotation, cellular component: membrane; cytoplasm. NCBI's taxonomy places the organism in Eukaryota, Metazoa, Arthropoda, Insecta, Hymenoptera, Apidae. The transcript has 10 exons. Gene Ontology annotation, molecular function: scavenger receptor activity.